Acytostelium subglobosum LB1 is the source of this 1074-nucleotide messenger RNA. RefSeq lists its product as hypothetical. The transcript is spliced from 5 exons. Lineage: Eukaryota; Evosea; Eumycetozoa; Acytosteliales; Acytosteliaceae. The annotation marks the transcript as partial. Gene Ontology annotation, molecular function: protein binding. The record is from RefSeq and is a predicted model, not a curated record. Gene Ontology annotation, cellular component: nuclear pore outer ring.
AUGACAGAUAGUGCAACAAGAGUACAUUAUAUAACUCAACGUGCAGGACGUUUAAGAUGUUAUAAUCGUCCAUUUCACAAUGAUUAUGCUUUGUUUGCAACAGGUUCAAAUCAAAAGUGCAAUAAUAUAGCAUUAUGGUCAAUAGAUACUAGAUCACAAUCAGAGGAACCUGAACAAUUGUGUGCCUUUCCAGUAGGUGGACUGGAUCAUAAUGUUACCGAUAUGAGAUUCGUUGAUAUUAGAGGUGUACCAACUAUUGUAUAUGGUGACUCUGAUGGCUCUCUUACACUGUUAUCAGUAUCAGAUCUACCGGCAAAGUGUAUACAACCUGCUGCAGCACAUCACAAGCAUAACAAACAGCAACAGAAUGGUGAGGACUCUGAUUCAGCCGCCGCCAACACAAGAUUGACCAAACAGAAGCGUUGGGAGCAUGCACAUCGUGGCGGUAUCAACUCGAUUGACAACAGCUUUGACAACGAACACAUUGCAACAGUUGGUAGCGAUGGAUCCAUGAACAUAUUUAGCCAUGAAUACGACCAACCAAUCUACACAAACAAGAAGAUCGAUGGACUGUCAAUCAAUGCAGUGCGAUACAUGAGCAAUAAUGAACUUAUAACAUCAGGCGUCAACUCUGUUCUUAAGUUCUGGGACAUCAGAUCAGGCUCAAACAGUGCUCCAAUCAAGACAAUCAAACAAGUACAAUCACAAAUGUCGACAGUGCACUGUAUUGCCGUGCAUCACGAUCAACCUCAUAUCAUAGCCACCGGUAAUGCAGAUGGAUAUGUAUCAAUCUUUGACUUUAGGAACUCAUUCUCAAUCGAUCAGAACAGGAAUCAUACAUCCAAUGUCUGGGAGGUAUCAUUCAGUAGAGCAAAGUCUAGCCAGGUGUACUCUUGCUCAGAGGAUGGCUCGGUGUACCUGUACGAUUACAACCGCGACAACAAGAUGACAUCGGCCAACAUGUUUGAUGUGUACAACAAGGUGGUGCAACCAGUGAUCUCCAGUGGUCUGACGGCAUCAUCAAUCGACUCGUUCGACAUCAACACAUCGCUGCAGACACUCAUCUGCUCGAGC